AUGCUGAUGUUACUAGAGAUGCUGGUGUUGUUUGAGACCCUGGUGAUGCUGGUGAUGCUGAUGUUACUAGGGACGCUAGUUAUGCUGAUGUUGCUAGAGAUGCUGGUGUUGUUUAAGAAACAGGUGAUGCUGAUGAUACUGGUGUUACUAGGGACGCUAGUUAUACUGAUGUUGCUAGAGAUGCUGGUGUUGUUUGAGACCCUGGUGAUGCUGGUGAUGCUGAUGUUACUAGGGACGCUAGUUAUGCUGAUGUUGCUAGAGAUGCUGGUGUUGUUUAAGGCACUGGUGAUGCUGAUGAUACUGAUGUGA
Messenger RNA from Mizuhopecten yessoensis (Yesso scallop), 309 nucleotides. RefSeq lists its product as uncharacterized. The record is from RefSeq and is a predicted model, not a curated record. The coding region runs from base 1 to 309 and encodes 102 amino acids. The transcript has a single exon. NCBI's taxonomy places the organism in Eukaryota, Metazoa, Mollusca, Bivalvia, Pectinida, Pectinidae.